Messenger RNA from Anguilla rostrata (American eel), 2309 nucleotides. RefSeq names its product EARP complex and GARP complex interacting protein 1 (gene eipr1). Bases 128 to 1291 code for a protein of 387 amino acids. The record is from RefSeq and is a predicted model, not a curated record. The transcript is spliced from 9 exons. Gene Ontology annotation, molecular function: protein binding. NCBI's taxonomy places the organism in Eukaryota, Metazoa, Chordata, Actinopteri, Anguilliformes, Anguillidae. Gene Ontology annotation, biological process: protein ubiquitination.
GUUUCCGGAAAUGUGAACUGGACAUAUACAAGAAAACGGAGUGACAAUUGAAGCGUCGUGUAGCUAGGAUAAAUGAAAUAGCUAAAUAACCUUAGUCUAGCUAUUUGUGGCUGUAGUUUUCAUAAAUAUGGAAGACGAUGCCCCUGUUAUAUAUGGUCUCGAGUUUCAGGCUCGUGCACUAACUGCCCAGACAGCAGAGACGGAUGCUAUUCGCUUUCUUGUGGGAACACAGUCCCUUAAAUUUGAAAACCAGAUACACAUCAUCGACUUUGACGAUGAGAAUAACAUCAUUAAUAAGAACGUCCUCCUGCACCAGGCCGGGGAGAUAUGGCACAUCGGCACCAGCCCCGCCGACAAAAGCGUGUUGACGACGUGCUACAACAAAACCUCCGACUGUAAGGUGACGGGCUGCGCGGCCGUGUGGAGGAUGCCCGCUGAAUGGGAAUCAGGCAGUCAUGAAUCCCCAGACGAUUCAUCAAACAGCCCACAGACUCUGGAGCUCCUCUGUCACCUUGACAACACAGCCCACGGCAACACGGCCUGCGUUUUGUGGGAGCCCAUGGGCGACGGCAAGAGGCUGAUCUCGCUGGCCGAUAACCACGUUCUGCUGUGGGACCUUCAGGAGAGCUCCACCAAGUCGGCGAUCGCCAGCUCGGCCACUCUGGAGGGGAAGGGGCAGCUGAAGUUCACGUCAGGAAAGUGGAGCCCCCACCAUAACUGCACACAGCUGGUCACGGCUAACGACACGGCCAUCCGGGGCUGGGACCUCCGCAGCAUGAGUCAGAUCUACUGCAUCGAGAACGCUCACGGGCAGCUGGUGCGGGACCUGGACUUCAAUCCCAACAAGCAGUACUACCUGGCCAGCUGUGGGGACGACUGCAAAGUCAAGUUCUGGGACGUGAGGAAUAUCGGCGAACCGGUGAAGACCCUGGAAGAGCACUCCCAUUGGGUGUGGAGCGUCCGCUACAACCACUCUCACGACCAGCUGGUGCUGACGGGCAGCAGCGACAGCCGGGUCAUCCUCUCCAACAUGGUGUCCAUCUCCUCCGAGCCCUUCGGCCACCUGGUGGACGAGGACGACCUCAGCGACGCCGAGGACAACGGCCAGGAAGAGAAGUGCAAGGAGCCCCUCCAGGACAGCAUCAUCGCCACCUACGAGGAGCACGAGGACAGCGUGUACGCGGUGGAGUGGUCCUCGGCCGACCCCUGGCUCUUCGCCUCGCUCAGCUACGACGGGCGGCUGGUCAUCAACAGGGUGCCCCGCGCUCUCAAAUACCGCAUCCUGCUGUAGGAGCCGGAACAGGACCCCCACCCCCAACACCAACACCACACCCCCCAACCCCCAACCCCCAACCCCAACCCCCUGCCCGUGUGCGCUGCUGUUUUGUCUGAUCUACGGGGAUCUGAGGGAGGGAGGGAAAGGCGGAAAAAAAAGGAAAAAAAUCUGAGCCUGCACCCCACUGGUGUGUCUGAUCUGCGGGGAUCUGAGGGAGGAGGGGAGGGAGGGAUGACGGGAGGGAGUGAGAGAAAGAGGAGGAAGAAGGAAAAAAAUCUUCCAGUGCCCUGCUGGGCUUUCCGAAGUGAUGGAUGGGUGGUAUGUGGAUGGAGUGAACAGAGUGAGAGGGAAAGAAAGGAGGAAGAGAAAAGAAAAAAAUAGCCUUCAGUCUGUUGGAGGGAAGGAUAGCUGGAUGGACGGAUGGAAGGAGGGAGGAGUGAUAAUUCUUGCCUACGCCGGUCUGGUUUUUCUACACUAAUGAGAGGAGGGCAGAUGGAGAGAGAGGAGUCAGAGGAGGAGGGGAGCGUUUCCGCCAGUAACGCUCCACGCGGUUGCUUUUGGUUUCUCGUCCUGCUGCGGGUUCACGUUUUGAGGACGAGGGUCGGCGAGGGCGCUAGCCGUUCCGUGAACGACCCUCGGGCCCGUGGCCCCGCCCCAUCCCCCCCCGUCCCCCGCUAGCCUCGCCCUCGGGUCUGACGUCUGGCCCCGGCCCCCUAGCGCGGUGCUCAGCCGCGAGGAACCAGCUUUCCAGCCGGCCCCUCUGCGGCGUCUCCAGGAGCGGGCGGCCGAAUGGCGGACAUGCCUUUCCCUUAAUUAGCCGAAUCACACGUCCAGUACAGUAAGCCAAAGAGGGGGAGGAAGUCUCGACGGCAUGUUUGUGUCACAGCGGGGUGCCGGGGAGGCGGGGGUUAGUGGGGGGGGGGGAUUCGUUACAAAAAUCGCUUCAUGUGUCACGUCCUUUAAAAACAAAAACAAUGAGAUGCCCAGGGUUAUUGUUUUCCUGAUUAAAGAAUAAAAUGAAAUGAAAAAGCAA